This is a messenger RNA of Oldenlandia corymbosa var. corymbosa, 480 nucleotides long. Lineage: Eukaryota; Viridiplantae; Streptophyta; Magnoliopsida; Gentianales; Rubiaceae. The record is from the annotation of a GenBank genome assembly.
AUGCCUCAAUUGGAUAAAUUCACCUAUUUCACACAAUUUUUCUGGUCAUGCCUUUUCCUCUUUACUUUCUAUAUUGCCAUAUGCAAUGAUCGAGACGGAGUACUUGGGAUCAGCAGAAUUCUAAAACUACGAAACCAACUGCUUUCACACCGGGAGAAUAAGAUCCGGAGCAAGGACCCAAAAAGUUUGGAAGAUAUAUUAAAAAAAGGUUUUAGCACCGGUGUAUCCUAUAUGUACUCCAGUUUAUUCGAAGUAUCCCAAUGGUGUAAGGCCGUCGACUUAUUGGGGAAAAGGAAGAAGAUGACUUUGAUCUCCUGUUUCGGAGAAAUAAGCGGCUCACGAGGAAUGGAAAGAAACAUAUUCUAUUUGAUUUCGAAGUCCUCAUAUAGCACUUCUUCCAAUCCUGGCUGGGGGAUCGCUUGUAGGAAUGACAUAAUGCUAAUCCAUGUUCCACAUGGCCAAGGAAGCAUCGCUUUUUAA